AUGAGUAUGCAAGAGUACGCUCAGAAAUUCAAUGAGUAUGCUCGCUUUUGUCCAACUGUAGUUCCAGAUGAGGGAACUAAGGCUCAGAAGUUUGAAGACAGACUUAAGUUUGAUUUUCAGACUCGAAUGGGAGGUAGUACCUCAACUACUUUCGCGGAGGCAUGUGCUAAGGCCUCGAACCGAGAGAGAAUUCUACAGCGUCAGAAAGAAAAUUAUGGACAACAGGCCCAACAAGGGAAUAGGAUACAAAGGAACUUUGUUUGCAAAAAGUGUACCAAGAGCCAUCCAGAAUUCACUUGUCAGGGUGAACGGAUCAAAUGUUUUGCGUGUGGAGAAGUAGAUCACAAAUCGUUCAACUGUCCCAAGAAGCAAGCUCAAAAUGGACCAAGUGAGAAUAAUGGUAACAAUAGCGACAUUGGAGGUGGAAACAGAAUCCAAAACUUCAAUAGCAAUCGUCCCAGUGGAGGAAAUGCUGCACAUAACGGAAACCUGAACAACCGCCCUUUUGGAAGUGGAAAUCGAAACUAUGGAAAGAAUGGCAAUGGGGGCUACACCAAUGGAAGAAUCAAUGUCAUGAGCCGAAUGGAAGCUGACACCGAUGCUAACGUUGUGACUGUCAUAGCUGGUACUGAAUUACCGACCGAUCUUAUCCUUUUUGACCUAAAAGACUUUGACGUUAUCUUGGGAAUGGAUUGGUUAGCUAAGUAUAAGGCCAAAAUUGAGUGUCAUAACCAGAAAAUAUCUCUUAGAGGACUAAAGGGAAAUAAGGUAUCUUAUAAAGGCAUAAUCUUCCAGCUUGACGUCAAAAUAAUCUCUGCCAUAAACCUUCAAACCUAUCUUAGAAACGGCUACCCAGUCUACCUAUGCCAAGUAAGGGAUGUGAGCGUGGAAAACGAGGAGUUGACUCAAAUUUUGGUACUAAAGGAAUUUCCUGAUGUAUUUCUCGAAGAGUUACCUAGAAUACCGCCUGUCAGAGAAGUGAACUUCAAGAUCGACUUAGCCCCGGGAACAUGA
This is a messenger RNA of Beta vulgaris subsp. vulgaris (sugar beet), 1014 nucleotides long. RefSeq lists its product as uncharacterized. The record is from RefSeq and is a predicted model, not a curated record. The transcript is spliced from 3 exons. NCBI's taxonomy places the organism in Eukaryota, Viridiplantae, Streptophyta, Magnoliopsida, Caryophyllales, Amaranthaceae. Gene Ontology annotation, molecular function: zinc ion binding; nucleic acid binding. Bases 1 to 1014 code for a protein of 337 amino acids.